Molecule: messenger RNA, 1771 nt
Organism: Capsella rubella
Lineage: Eukaryota; Viridiplantae; Streptophyta; Magnoliopsida; Brassicales; Brassicaceae
Product: F-box protein At4g18380
Exons: 2
Coding region: 133-1326 (397 amino acids)
Molecular function (GO): protein binding
Source: RefSeq, a predicted model, not a curated record
CAAGUGGGGAUCUCUUUCUCUCUAAUUUUACUCUGCCUUCCAUUUAUAUCCUUUUUCUUCUUCUCUAGAUUCCUUCCACAAACCUCUCUCUCUCUCUCUAAGCUCUGUUAUCUUCUUCUUCGAUCUUCUCCAAUGGCCAUAACUCUCCGUUCAUCAGAUCCACUCUCCCGAAUCCACCCCGAACCCGAACCGUUAAAACAACAAAUCGACCACUUCGAUCACCUCCCUGACUCGAUCCUCCUCCUCAUCUUCAACAACAUCGGCGACGUCAAAUCCCUUGGCCGUUGCUGCGUCGUCUCCAAGAGAUUCCAUUCCUUAAUCCCUCAAGUCGAGAAUGUCGUCGUUCGUGUCGAUUGCGUUAUCUCCGACGACGAUGGUUCCUCUAUCGUCUCUGAUAAGCCUCGAUCCGUUGCUUCCGUUGCCGCUACUCCUUUCUCUGCUCUCUAUCGUCUUAUGAUUAAGCCGUUACAAGCUUUGGGUCAGUUCCUUAAACGCUCAGGUUCCGCUUCUUCUUCUUCUUCUUCGUCUUCGUCUUCUUCAGCUUCGUCGUCUUCUCCUUCCUCGUUGUUGAUUAGUGGCGGUGGUGAUGAUGGUGAGAUUGAACAAGGAGGUGUGACGCAUCAUUCUCCCACUCAGGUUUUGAAAAACUUCGAUGAGAUUCGGUUUCUUCGAAUCGAGCUUCCUAGUGGUGAAUUGGGUGUUGACGAUGGUGUUUUGUUGAAAUGGAGAGCUGAAUUUGGCUCUACGCUUGAGAAUUGUGUGAUCCUCGGUGCUUCCUCUGUGAUUCCGGCGACUAAUUCCGAUACUACCGUUGAUCUGAGUAGCAGUAACAACAACGCGGUGGUGGAGGAUAAUGGAAGUAUCCCUGAAUCGUUUUACACAAACGGAGGGCUAAAGCUUCGUGUGGUAUGGACUAUAAGCUCUUUGAUCGCUGCAUCCGCGAGACAUUACUUGUUGCAGCCGAUUAUAGCAGAGCAUAAGACGCUUGAUACUUUGGUGCUUACUGAUGUCGAUGGACAAGGAGUACUGUGUAUGAAUCGAGAUCAGUUGGAAGAACUGAGGGUGAAACCAUUGUCAGCUUCUUCGGCUUCUAAGAGGACUCUUGUGCCUGCUUUGAAUAUGAGGCUAUGGUAUGCUCCUACUUUGGAAUUGCCCGAUGGGACGGUCUUGAAAGGAGCUACGCUUGUGGCGAUUAGACCCAGUGAGUCGAAGAAAGAGGUUUCUGAUGUGUCUUGGGUUUCUUCUGCUUUUGAUGAGCCUUAUGGAGUAGCUGCUAAGAUGCUGGUUAAGAGAAGGACUUAUUGUCUUGAGAUGAAUUCGUUCUAAAAGCUGCAAGAUUUCGCAAAAGUCGGAUAUAAGGUGCAUGUAUCACAAAGGCUAACCAGGUUUUGAAAGAGACUACUACAAUGCAGAAAGAUAAGUUUUGUAUGAAGUGUGACUAAUGCUAGAUUCACCAAAUGGUGCUCAAUGCUUGGUCUCUUGGAAGGUUCGGAUUCCGUGUGCUUGGACACCGGUGAAACCCACAUUCGCUGGCUGCUUUUUUUUGUUUCAGCUCGCAAAGCAAUCGUGUAAGAAGAGCAAGUUUGUAUCUUAUAAAAUCUUCAAUGUGUUUUAUUUUUCUUUCAUUAUUAUGUGAAUAUAAAAUUUGUAGGUAAGAGAUACAGUUGCUUUGCUUUCUACUUGUUCUUUUGUAUACUUCUCCCAAAGUUGUUAUAAAAAUAAAAAAAAAUUGAGUAAUGUAAUAAGUACUACUUGUUCGUGAUUCCUUUUA